AAUUCUGCAGAUUUCUCUAGAGACUGUCAGAAAUUUCUUCAUCCCUCGUUUAAAUUCUCUCACAUAUUGCAAUCCCACCAAUUUCUCCACAACAACGUUCUCUCAAAAAGAUAGAAACAAAUAAAUGGGUUUGAUCGGGAGAUUUAAGCGAAAGGACAUCGACCAAGUUAACGACGACUUCUCCGAUUUCUCCCUCUCGUCGCCGGCCCCCAAGAUUCGCCGUCUGGAUGCUGAUUUACCCCCCAUAAUCGAGGAAGACUCCAUCCCUGAGAACCACAAAAGAGCCAUCGUUCUCUUUAACCCGAACCCACUUAAACAUGGUAACACACCUCCCUUGUGUUCUUCUCCUUCUACCCCCAUCUUCUCCCUCCAUUCGGACCUCAUCUCCGGCUUCAAGAACCAAUUCCUACGGGCAACCGACACGAAAUCAGCCGAAACAGAAGAGAAGAAGAAGGAAAACGAUGGGUGUUUAGCUGUUGUUCCAUGGGUUCCUUGUCAGAUCCCAUCAGUGGAAAGAAGAGAUGGGGAGCAGGAAGUUGCAGUUGCAGAGUCGAUGGAAACAGAUGAAAUGGAGGUAGAGGAGAAAGAAAGCAUGCAGGAAGAGGAAGGGGAGGGAUACCAAUUUGAAGGGUUGAAGCCAAGAGAGGCCUUACAUCAUCACUGGGGGCCGCAGCUGCAGCAGCAACAUUGCAUGCUCCCACAGCCUCCUCAAAACCCUUUCACUCCAAUCAGCUGGUCUGAUUGAUGAACUUUUAAUGGUGGGGGAAAUUUAGUGUAGUUUUGUUUUGUGUAAAUGUUGGGGCCAAGGAAUGAGAUGGGUGAAAGGAGGCUCGGGGCUUCCCUGGUUUUGCUUGCCUUCUAAAAUUAUCCAUUCAUUUCUGAGAAUACCCAAAGUUUAGAGGGGCGUAAAUGGUUGUAAUUGUGCUUGAAAUCCUUGAUGGAGAUGGUGGGAAUGGGACGUAUCUUCUCUUUUGGUAAUUGAGGCUAAAGAUGCAGUGCCUUUUAUUUUGAUCACGCUUGUAUUUCAGCUCUUGCCAUCCCCAUUGUAUGCAUUGAAUCACAACUAUAUUUUAGUUUUGAUCGCUAAGUAACAAUACC
Molecule: messenger RNA, 1098 nt
Organism: Hibiscus syriacus
Lineage: Eukaryota; Viridiplantae; Streptophyta; Magnoliopsida; Malvales; Malvaceae
Exons: 3
Coding region: 125-745 (206 amino acids)
Source: RefSeq, a predicted model, not a curated record